CGGCUGCUACUAAACGGAGGCUGCAGGAAAUGAGGGCGCAAAAAGACGCUGCUGCUUGCACCGCCUGGACACACACACACACACACACACCCCGGUGGGAUUGUUUUCACUUUGGAAGGACGUGUUCUUUAUUUUCACCCAGGACUCGUUUGCAGAGGACAUCCACACCCACACCCACGCACAGGAUGCUGUCGUCCUUCAAAGCCCUGCUGCUGCUGUCCGCGCUGUGCACGCCGUCCUCCAGCCUCUGUCCCCGCUUGUCCCACGGACGUUUUUCCCUGCUGUGUGACCGCCAGAUGGCCGUCGGCUUCCGGGGCGACGACGACGACCUGGCCGGAUACGCCGUGGAGGACGAGGGCUGGGGGUCCCUGAUCCUGCAGUCGGCGGAGCGCCUCUCGGCUUCCCCGGAGUCCGAGAGUCGGGAGAAAAGAACUUACAACGCGGCCAAGUCGCGCUUCCAGAGCCGGGCGAAGCUGCGGGGGCCUCUACUGCGCAGCCGCGGCAAAGCGGAGCGCAGGAGCCGGCUGACUUUGUCCUUGGACGUGCCGACCAACAUCAUGAAUGUCCUCUUCGACGUGGCCAAAGCCCACAACAUGCGCGCGAAGGCGGCAGAGAACGCUCGUCUGCUCGCUCAGAUCGGCCGGAGGAAGUAGAAUAACUUUUAUUUUUUCUUUAAAGAAACUUUAUUUGCGUCAACAACUUCUUCUACUCUUGUUUAGUUUUUUUUAAACUUUAUUUCAACAACAAUUAUCCCAUACUUGCCAACCUUGAGACCUCCGAUUUCGGGAGG
Messenger RNA from Nerophis lumbriciformis (worm pipefish), 790 nucleotides. NCBI's taxonomy places the organism in Eukaryota, Metazoa, Chordata, Actinopteri, Syngnathiformes, Syngnathidae. The record is from RefSeq and is a predicted model, not a curated record.